Messenger RNA from Engraulis encrasicolus (European anchovy), 2546 nucleotides. RefSeq names its product UTP15 small subunit processome component (gene utp15). The coding region runs from base 287 to 1879 and encodes 530 amino acids. Gene Ontology annotation, cellular component: nucleolus. Gene Ontology annotation, biological process: positive regulation of transcription by RNA polymerase I; rRNA processing. Gene Ontology annotation, molecular function: protein binding. NCBI's taxonomy places the organism in Eukaryota, Metazoa, Chordata, Actinopteri, Clupeiformes, Engraulidae. The record is from RefSeq and is a predicted model, not a curated record. The transcript is spliced from 13 exons.
GGAAGAAGAGUGAAACGGAAGUCGUCGGUAAAAAUGGCAGCGCCGUGUAGCGCAUUGUAGCAACGUGAUACUCUGAAUUUCACAAUUACACACAAUAUCUUCAAGAAGUUGGCUUUUUUUGUGAAAUGUACGUCGGAUACUUACCCCUCAAGGAGUGUUGCACCGUUCUGAGUCUUGGAAGGCACAAAAAACUCAACAACUAAUAACAAACAGUGUGUGCCUCCGAAGCACGCUGAAGUUUUGGACAGCAUCCUUUUGCCAGUACUAGACCAACUUGCACAAGGCAAUGGCAUCGUUUAAACCCACGAAAAUCCCUGUGGUCCAGCAGCUUGGGGAAAAAGUAACAGAGGACACUCGUUACUGGAAGAGUUUCAAAACCACAGUGCAGGUGAAGGAGUUUGGUGCCAUCACCAAGAUCGACUUCUCUCCUCUGCCACCCCACAACUAUGCUGUCACUGCCUCAACCAGAGUGCAGGUCUACGGGCCACACUCACAGGAGCCGCAGCGGAGCUUCACACGUUUCAAGAGUACGGCGUACGGUGGCACUUUCCGUGGUGACGGUCAGCUGCUCGUGACAGGAAGUGAAGAGGGACUCAUCCGACUCUUCGAUGUCAACGGACGAGUGUCCCUCCGGCAGUACAAUGGACACAACAAGGCGGUGAGGGUGACAUCAUUUUUGUCCGACGGUUUCCACAUCGUGUCUGGCUCUGAUGACCUCACAUGUCGCGUGUGGGACGUGUCCACAGCUCAGGAGCUUUUCCGCUUCAGUGACCACACAGACUACAUCCGCGCCCUCGCCCCCAGCACACGCAACCCCGACCUCUUCAUCACAGGCUCGUAUGACCACACGGUGCGUGUGUAUGACGUCCGCCAGGAGAAGUGUGUGAUGAGUAUGGACCAUGGGCAGCCCGUGGAGAGUGUGCUGGUCUACCCCUCAGAUGGCCUCAUCGUCUCCACAGGUGGGCGUUACGUAAAGGUUUGGGACAUGCUCAAAGGAGGACAGGAGUUGGUUUCUCUGAAGAACCACCAUAAGACAGUCACAUGUGUGUGCAUGAGUGCACAGUCCAACCGCCUCCUCACCGGAUCCCUUGACCGGCACGUGAAGGUGUACAACUCCUCCUUCAAAGUGGUCCACAGCUUUGAAUAUGCUGCUUCUAUUCUCAGUAUGGGUAUUGCGCCAGACGAUGGCGUCCUGGCAGUAGGAAUGACCAACGGGGUGCUGAGCGUGCGGAACAGGAAGCCGGCGGAGGAGAAACAGGAAGUGGAGAAGAAGAGGCGGGGCCCAGCCUACCGUGUGUUUGUCAAGGGCCGAAACUACAUCCCCAAACAGGAUGACUUCCUGGUGAAGAAGUCUGCUGCCACGCAGUACCUGGGGAAACACGACAAACACCUCAAGAGCUUUGCUGUGUCCAAAGCACUCGACGCUGCAAUUCAGACGUCGAUGAGGCAGCGUAAACCGGAGUUGUGUGUGGGCGUGUUGCUGGAGCUGGAGAGGAGAGGCACCCUAAAGAACGCCCUGGCAGGCAGAGACGAGAAGAGCCUCGUCACAAUACAGAAGUUCCUGCUCAAGUACAUCAGCAACCCCCAGUUCUCUGGCAUACUUCACAAAGUGGCUGACAUGCUCAUAGACAUCUAUGAUAGUGUGGUGAGCGAGUCUGCGGUGGUGGAGCGCCUCUUCCAGGAGCUGCUGGACUGCGUGUCCCGCGAGGUGGACUACCAGCGAGACCUCAUGCAAGUACUGGGCAUGCUCGACACGCUCUUCGCCUCCUCCACCCCUCGCUCCGCAGCAGCAGCAGCAGGGGUCGCUACCUAUGUCAGCCCCGCCUCCCUCAUGCCCCUGCCCAAGGCAGAGCCUCUGGCACAGCCUGUGUCAGUGUGAUGGAACAGAGGUUGUCAAAAACCAGGUUCAGAAGUUAAAACCCUGCCACAGUUUCCUCAGUAUAGUUGACUUCACUGAGUAGCUGGUCUGUCUACCUGUCUUGAGUUACUCAUCAGGGGUGCAUUUCUCGAAAGCGUAGCUGCUAGCCAAUUAGCAACUUGGAUAGGUGAAAAUGGGAAAAUUAAUUGCAAACAACAUAGUAGCUAACAUAGUUUGCAACUAUGUUUUCGAGUAAUGUGAGAAUUUGGAUCCCCUGAUUGAGAGCUGGUUGGAUCAAAUUUGUGUCAGGGAUUUUACUUUCUGAACCCGUGGUUGACACCUCUGCUGAUGGACCAUGACUCUCUCUGCUCUGGUCUCUUGACUACCUUGACCACCUGUGGGGACUGUAAGAGAAGCAGGAAGUGUUUGGGGUUGCCAUUGGCAACAUGGCUCCGGAUGUCAGUCUGGCAGAGGAAGAGGAGGAGGAUGGAGAAGACGACUGGAGUGGUGUGGAUGAGUGUUGACAAUGGGUCACACGUACUCUAAUAUGGCUGGCUGUGCGUAUGUAUGAGUGUGUGUUGCGUUUUGUGUGUGUGUGUGAAUAUAAUGUAUGAGUGAACAUGCAUAUAUUUUUGUGUGCCUGUUCACACUUUUUUUUUUUUCUAAGAAUAAAUCCCAUAUUUGUCAA